Molecule: messenger RNA, 2799 nt
Organism: Diplodia corticola
Lineage: Eukaryota; Fungi; Ascomycota; Dothideomycetes; Botryosphaeriales; Botryosphaeriaceae
Product: peptidase c19 ubiquitin carboxyl-terminal hydrolase 2
Exons: 1
Coding region: 1-2799 (932 amino acids)
Biological process (GO): protein deubiquitination
Cellular component (GO): cytosol; nucleus
Molecular function (GO): cysteine-type deubiquitinase activity; cysteine-type endopeptidase activity
Source: RefSeq, a predicted model, not a curated record
AUGAGCAACUUCCGCCCCCCUCCCCAGCAGAAGGCCCAUGACGACUUCGCUGUGUGGCACGACGCCUACUACGAAGAUCCUCGCACCACUCCCGCCUCGAUCCUCGUGCUUGUUGUGCUCGGCUUCAUCGCACUACACCGCGUUCUCGGCCGUUACGAGAUCCCUCUCCGCGCCAUUCCCGAGCUCUUCUGGAACUGCUUCGUCUACGCCAUGCCCGCAGCACUCGUUUUCGCCAUGGGCCGACCCUCGCUCGACCUUGCCGACAACGCCGACACAAGCUCGUCCGAGGACAAGGAGAGGAAGAAUGCGAACCUCUUUGCGGCCAAGAACGAAGUGUUGCGACGCACCUUCGGUCUCGAUGGCAACGGCUUGCUGAAGGCCUUCUCAGGCGAUCGGGCGUUGCGCGCUGCUGGUGCACUGGCUGGUGGGAUGAGGAAUGCCGCGCCGCCUGGCUUGGGCAACUGGGACAAUUCAUGCUAUCAGAAUAGCGUGAUCCAAGGCCUCGCAUCCCUGCCUAGCCUCGAAAGCUUCCUCACCGAAGCCAUCGGCAUGUUUGAUGGCCUCACCUCCGAUUCUACGAAUGGCACUCUUCUCGACACCGUUCUGAAACUCAAUAACCCCGAUAACAAUGGUCGACAGCUUUGGACCCCGGCAAAACUGAAGAGCAUGAGCAGCUGGCAACAGCAGGAUGCGCAGGAAUACUUUUCGAAGGUGUUGGACGAAAUUGACAAGGAAAUCUUGAAGGCUGUGAAGCAAAGCCGGAAGAUCGCUGGCUUCGAGGAAGUGCCUUCGGUCGAGGAGGAGCGCAAAGCCGAACCAGUAAAAUACCCCGAGUCACUGCGAAACCCUCUUGAAGGUCUACUGGCGCAAAGGGUUGGGUGUAUGAACUGCGGCUUUACUGAGGGACUCUCUAUGAUUCCUUUCAACUGCCUCACCGUUCCUCUGCAAAGUUCCUUUGGUUACGCCUGCGACAUCCGCGAAUGCUUGAACGAGUACACGAAGUUGGAGCCUAUCGAAGGGGUCGAGUGCGCAAAGUGCACUCUUCUGAGAACGCGGGAUGCACUAGAACGAGUUCUCCAGGACCGAGACGAGACGGUACCUACUGAAGCUACCAAGGCUAUGGAGGCACGACUGAAGCUUGUCCGGGAAACUCUAGAAGACGAGGAACUUGUGGACAGUACUAUCAUCAAGAAGUGCUCCAUUCCACGCAAGAACUGGGUGUCUAGUACCAAGUCCAGACAAGCGGUCGUCGGACGUCCUCCCAAGUCGCUCGUCAUCCACGUAAACAGAAGCGUGUUCGAUGAGCUCACGGGCGCCCAGCGGAAGAACCACGCCAGUGUUUCAUUCCCGGAGCACUUGGACCUUGGUCCUUGGGCUCUUGGUUCGUCCAAAUACGACAGCAAGGACUUCUCGAUUGCACCCGAAUCUUGGUCUACCAACCCAGCAGAAUCCAUGAUCAGCCCGCAAAAGACUCUCGGAAUUCAAGCAUUGCCCUACGAAUUGCGGGCUGUGGUGGCGCAUUAUGGAAGGCACGAAAACGGUCAUUACAUUUGCUAUCGGAAGCAUCCUUUCACUGCCGACCAGGUCGAUGGUGCAAAUACUGAGCAGAAGGAAAGCGAAGGAUCCAAAGAGGAGACAGAAGGCGAAACAUUCAAAGAGGAGACGGAAGACGAAGAAUCCAAAGAGAAGCCGGAAGUAUGGUGGAGGUUAAGCGACGAGGACGUUUCCCAGGUGUCGAAAGAGACUGUCUUGGCUCAAGGCGGCGUUUUCAUGUUGUUUUAUGAGGCCAAGGAACUUCCAUCUCCACCGAGUCCGAGCCAGAGUCCACUGAUGAGGCGUAGCUCUACUGCAACGAUCCGUGCAGUAGCUCCGAUGUCGACGACGGUGGAAACAUAUGAGCCUGUUCAGGAGCAAGAAGAUGAGGGCUCGGUUGAGGAGAUGGAAGUCGCAGAUGAGAAGUCGGCCCAUAGAGAAUUCUUCCCGAUCGGCGAAAGCCACUUUGACGGAGAAGCCAUUCCACCCCGCACUUCAUACCACCGUCCCACUGAGUCCAUGGAAACCACUCCACCGAAAUCAGACAGCGAGAGCGAUUACGAGCCAAUUUCGCCCGCGUCCUACAACUCAGGGCUGGAAGAUACCGUCGUUCUCCCGUUCAAAAAGCACAACCGAGACCGGAAUUCUACAAUCUCCAAUGCUUCAUCAGCAAGCUUCAACUAUCCGCCGACACCCCUGUCGCCUCUUUCCUUGUCGCCUACGAUCUCUGAGCAACCCACUCCCUUUGCUGAGCAUCGUCCGGCUUUCCCUAAUCCCAUCUUCACCCGCCAAGAUAUGGACAGCGACUCCGAGUUGCAACCUCUCGCUUCCCCUGCCCUCUUCUCGCCACACAGCCUUGCGACGCCAACAUCGCAGAGCCCCAAUCUCGAUCCUAUCACGCGCGCUGCGAUCGAGGCAUCAGUCCAGGAGGAGGAGGACGAGCCGCGGUGGACGACGAGCCGUAGCGACUACGCCCCUUCGACCGUUGGCGGCACGGACAGCGAAUACGCACCCAGCGCUGGCGGCUAUCCCAGUGAUGUAGAGGGGUCGGCAUAUGGCUCGGAGGCCGGUGACGGUCCCUUCAGCGAGAAGGAACCGUCAGUGUCAGGGUCGCCUGUGCGCAUGAAGAAAGAGCCACAGCCUCAUCCCCAUCGCCAGAGCUUGACAAUGAGGACAGCACAAGCUCAGAAAGCAGAAGGUGAGAGUGAAGAACAGGUAGGUUUGGAGCAAAACAAGCAGAACCUGAGGAUGGUGGCCGCUUCCUGA